ACAGUUACGGUACGGUUAGACAUCUAUAGGUUCGGUCGUUCAAGAACGGUUUUUAGUAGUAGAUUGCCGUCAGUGGUAGAAUUUCAACUCAGUUUUUUUCGUUGGUGUUUCGUGACAACAUUUUUCUGCGUAUCUCGUGAGUUAUUAAAUGUAUCCACUACAAUUUACUCCAUCGUAGUCCAGGAUUUCCUGUGCCAAUGUUUAGAUCACGAUAAAAUGAUGAUGGAACACAGAUCUUUGGACCCAUACGAACAACAGCUGUUAAAAGUCUUCGAUAGUUACGAUUAUGAUCAAAAAGGUAGCUUAGAUCGUGACGGUCUCGUACAACUUUGUCAAACAUUACAACUCGAAGAACGGGGCACGGAACUUAUAAAGUGCUUGUUGAAUGAAGCGAAAAGACGAGCGACUUUCGUCGAAUUCAAAGAUGCGCUUCUCGCCUUGCUCGGCAACAUUCAAAAUUCCUCCGAAAACAUCAACCAAGUUGACGGUUCUCCCGAAAGAGAAGUCAGUCCAAAAUUCGUUUACGGUUCGAAAAAAUACGGAAGACGAUCGCGUCCGAGGAGCGAUGAAAUAGUAUCCCCAAUUAAAGAGAGGAACGAUUCUAAAUGUAAUAUUAAUAAUAACGUGAAUUCCGUGCAAAGAUCGAAUUCUCAAAGUGAUGUUUUGUAUACGAAAAAGCGCAAGACUAGUGUUAAUUUAAAGAGAUGUACUUCGUUUCCGGGAAGUAACUUAAUUGAUAAUGAGUUUAACGAUGAAACGUUUAUUAAUAAUCAUUUGAUUUGCACUGAAUCGAUGUUGAGAGAGGCGUGGAAAAAAUUAGGUGUGGGUGAGGAUGGGUAUUUGAAUCAGACGGAGUUAAUUUUAGUUUGUAACGCGAUCGGGUUGAAUGAGUUAGCUAAUGGGGUACUUCGUCAGAUUUCCGAUCGAUUAAUAAACGAUUUCGAUCAUCGGAUUAGUUUCGAGGAACUUCUCGAGAUUUUACAACGAGAUGAAGCAUGGAGCGACGUCCUAAAUAGCACCCCCAAAUCAGAUUUAAACAUAUCAUGUCCUUCAAACGAUUCGAUCUUUUUAAACUCCAAAAGCGUCCAAUACAUAACAUUAGGACCAAGGGGGAAUGGUUACAUCAACAUUGACACAUUAAUUGAACUCUGGGAAAUGGCUGGUAUAACAUCCCCAAAAUUAUUGAUAAAUGAUUUAGGAUUUACCUCAAACGAUAUUGAUAUUGUCGAAUUAGCUUCGGUUCUUGAAAAAGAAAUAAAAGGAAUUCAAGAAACGUCAAGAUCUGAUUUUUCAAACCCACACAUUGCGUUGCUUCAAGCUGUUUUAGCCUUGUAUCAAUCUGAAAUAAAAUGUUUAAAAAAUAUUUUAGAGCAAAUGCAAGCGGAGCGAGAAAAAUUAAAAUCAGAUGUAUCCGAGGCUAAUAAUAGGGCUUCGCUACUUGCCCAAGAAGUCGACGAUAACCACGCAAAAAUGGAAAAAAGCACUUUAAAACAAGUUAGACACCUCGAACAGCGACAUUCCGAAAUACUUAAAGAUCUCACCGAACAAUUUUCGAAUGAGAAAGAUCAAAUGUCGUCACUUAAUAAAAAUUUAGAAGAACGUAUUAAGAAUUUGGAAACUGAAGAAUAUCGACUUCGUUCCGAUUUAAAUGUCGCCCAUAAAUAUCACAGUUCCAUCGAGAAAGAAAAUCAAACGUUAUCGAAUCAAGUAACGGAAUUGGAGCAAGCUCGGGAUACUCUUAAUGAACAGGUGAGGAGUUUAGAGUACGAGAAGCAACAAAGUCACGAUUCCGAACAACUUCAUAUCCAAAGUCUUGUGGCUAAGUUGUCGGAGCUACAGUUGGAAAAUGUACGUUUACGAGAUCGCAACGAUGAGAUGCAAUCGGAGAUUGAGAGUUUAGUGAGAAGUAAAACUGUCGUCAAUGCCUCAUUCAGUGAUACUUCGAUUGAUAAUGUUCCCGUUUUGCUGUGUGAAGGUGUUGGAGGAGGACAUGGUGCCAAACGAAGGAGUGAUGAGUCGCCUUCUAAAGAUUUGAACGUUUUAGGAUUAGGCGAUACAAGUCCAAGAUUAGGAAAAGUACGAAAAUUCCAAAAAAACAAAGAUAUCUUGGAACUACCAUUCACCUCCAGCGAAUCCGGCUUCGAAACGGAACUUGAUUGUCUCGAUUCGUCUUUAUCGAAUACCAGCAACGAAACUGACGACUUGGUUAUGAGGCUUCAAGCCAAAGUCGACGCUUUGGAGCAGGUUCUUUUAGAAAAUUCGAUUCCUUUACCAUCGCAUUUCGCGUCUGAAUCGGAAUCGGAUUCCGCACUACUCAAAGUAAAAAAACUGACCGGCAAUUCAGACGAUAUCGAACGUCUUCUGAUCGAUCUAAAAGAUGACAUUCAACGAUUGUACCUGAAAAAUACCGCCAACGAAGACGUAAAACGCAUAAACGAUAAUUUCGAACGACUUGUAUCGACGGGAUUGAAUGUCGGCCCUGUUACUUCAUCAGUGUCGACACCCGAAAUUAUUACGCAUUUUGAAGCCUUUAAAAAACAAACGAACGAUGCCUCCACUGAAACGGAACCUAAUAAUAAACGAAAUUUCCAACCGAAUGAAAUCGAUCCACAACAAGAUCAAUUGUUGAACGAAAGGCUUAAAAAAAUCGAAGAAGAAAAUGAAGCACUAAAGAGUAAAUGCGAGGAGUUACAACAGUGUUUACAACAGCUCGAAAAUGAAUACGUUAAUUGUGAAAAGUAUUGGGAAAAUACGCUUGAAGAGGAAAGGAAGGUUUUUGAACAAGAACAGAUACAAUAUAGCGAGCAUUUGAAUCAAUUAACUGGAAAAAUCGCUGAAUACGAGGAGGAAUUCGUUGAGAAGAAAAACAGAUUACCACCAAUCGAGGAAAAAAGAAAUUUAGAAGAACAAUUUACAGAUUUAGAACAAGAAUUUGAAGAUUAUAAAGAUUCGGCAGAAUUCCAACUGGAUGAAAAAGAUCGAGAAAUAGCCGACUUAAAAGAGAAACUUGAAGAAGUCGUCAAAAACGAAAAAGAACUCACUUCAAUUUCGAUUCAAACCGAAAUUGAACCAAAAUCAUACAAUUUAUCAAACCACGUGGUCGAAUGCACAAACUUAUUCUCCUCAAACACCAUGCCUUAUCCUUUAUCAGUUCAAGAUAAAUCAACCCAAUUAUCAGAAGAUUCAAUCCCAAUUAAUUUAAUACCACCAAACAAUUCUUCUUCAACUUCAGUUUGGAAUCAACAAGAAAACUCCGAACCAAUGAUGAUUCACCACAAUUUGGAUACCACAACUUCACUCCCAGCAACAGUAUCAUUCCAAACACAAACCAAUUUUUCAGAAGAAAAUGUCGAAGUAAAACAAUCGCUUUCAAUGUACGACCUUCCAUCGACAUCAACAGAACCGGCACGUUCAUCUUCUUCGCAAAGGAUUGCAGCGCCGUUACGACCGAAAAGAAUGAGAAAACACGACAAAGCGAGUCAGAGACUUUAUAGCAAAAAAACGCAAGAUGUACCACAUCAACACCAUCAAAAUGAAAAUGAAAACGGUGCGAAAUAUUGUGUUAAUGAUAGGGUUGUGGUACCGUUGGAUACGUUGCAUAAUAUGAACGCUAGGAUACAUCAUUUGGAAAUAAGAUGUAGGCAGUUGCAAAUGUUUAUUAAACAACAACAUUUUCAUGCCGAUCAAGUUCUACAACAUUCCUGGCAAACACAUCGCGAAGAAAAACUUCAAUUACAAUUCGCAUUAAAAACAACUCAAGAAAAAUUAGAGCGCCAGUUUCGAAUUUGUAACGAACAACUGGAGCGUUUGGCCAAAAAUGAUAUGUUAGUGAAAGAUAUUUAUGUAGAAAACGCUUUUCUUGUCGCCAAUGUCCAAAGAUUAGAACAAAAAUGUAACCUGCUGUCGCAAUGUAAUGCAACAAAUUCUGUUUAAAUAUCAAUCAAAUGACGAUAGUAGGUUUUUACGUAACCUAAAAAAGCUAAAUAAUAAAAUCUAUUGUGCCUUCUUUCUUCUAUUAUUAUUAUUUUUUUAUAUGUUUUUGUGCAUUUACUCUUACGCGCUUCUGUUCGCAACGGAAAAGUGAACGCGUUAUGUUAUGUUACUUACAAUGUCAUAUCAUAUUGAUAUCGAUCGUAACUCGUACAUAUAUUUAUACGUUGUGUACAUUUUUGACCUAUUGUUGUUGAGGAUUUGAAUGAAAACUACCUACCUGAGUAUGUAAUAAGUUUAGGAUGUAAGUUUUUGGCGUAUUUACGACCCCCCAGUGGAUUGUUGAAGAUAGAGGAAGUUACAAUUAAGAUUUGUACAUUUAACUUGGAGGUAAAUCGUUUUUUUUUUGUUAUUUACAUAUCACUUAAAAUAUGUACUUUUUCCAAAGAAGUUUUUUUUUCUGUUAUUUUUAUCCUCAUCAUUAUUAUUAUUUACAUUAUUUGCAUCUAACUAAAGUGUCAUAUGGUUUAAUACUUUAGUAUUUAAUACAAAAUCAAUAAACUUGCAUUACUGAUUUAA
Molecule: messenger RNA, 4509 nt
Organism: Onthophagus taurus
Lineage: Eukaryota; Metazoa; Arthropoda; Insecta; Coleoptera; Scarabaeidae
Gene: Bsg25D
Product: blastoderm-specific gene 25D
Biological process (GO): microtubule anchoring at centrosome
Cellular component (GO): centrosome
Molecular function (GO): calcium ion binding
Source: RefSeq, a predicted model, not a curated record